CCUAAUUUCAUCUCCACCAAAGCUUUUCACUCUACGUUUUCUUUCACACUCUCCAUAGCAUAGCGCAAGGAGGUUAAAGAGACGGCGUUGCUGUCCGCCUUGACCAAGCCGUAGCUUCGUCUUGGCCCUCUAAUUUUGUUGUAUCAUACUCUGUUCCUAGUUAGAUUCUCUUGUGUGUUUUAGUUCUUGAUCAAAUGGCCGGAAAACCAUCCAAGGCUGAUAAGAAGAUUGCUUACGAUGCUAAGCUCUGCCAGUUGCUGGACGAAUACAGCCAGAUCUUAAUCGUGGCGGCAGAUAAUGUUGGGUCGAACCAGCUCCAGAACAUCAGGAGGGGUCUUAGAGGUGACUCUGUGGUUCUCAUGGGAAAGAAUACCAUGAUGAAGAGGACCAUUAGAGUUCAUUCUGAGAAAACUGGGAACACCGCCUUCCUUAAUCUCAUCCCCCUCCUUCAGGGCAAUGUGGGACUGAUUUUCACAAAGGGUGAUCUCAAGGAAGUGAGCGAAGAAGUUGCCAAGUACAAGGUUGGAGCUCCUGCUAGAGUUGGCUUGGUUGCCCCAAUUGAUGUUGUUGUCCCUCCUGGCAAUACAGGGCUCGACCCAUCUCAGACCUCUUUCUUCCAGGUGCUCAAUAUUCCUACCAAGAUUAACAAGGGUACUGUUGAAAUUAUCACCCCUGUGGAGCUUAUCAAGAAGGGUGACAAGGUUGGCUCUUCUGAGGCUGCUUUGCUGGCAAAGCUUGGCAUAAGGCCAUUCUCUUAUGGUCUUGUUGUCCUGUCUGCUUAUGACAAUGGCUCUGUAUUCAGCCCAGAGGUGCUUGAUCUGACUGAAGAUGAUCUUGUUGAGAAGUUUGCAACUGGUGUCUCCAUGGUCACUUCAUUAGCAUUGGCCAUAUCAUACCCAACACUGGCAGCUGCACCACACAUGUUCGUUAAUGCCUACAAGAAUGUCCUCGCAAUUGCAGUUGCAACUGAAUAUUCCUUCCCACGGGCAGAGACAGUUAGAGAGUACCUGAAGGAUCCCAGCAAGUUUGCUGUUGCUGCUGUUCCGGUUGCAGCUGCUGAUGCUGGUGCUGCCCCAGCUGCUGCUAAGGAAGAGGAAAAGAAGGAAGAACCAGCUGAGGAGUCUGAUGAGGACAUGGGUUUCAGCCUGUUUGAUUAAGUUUGACGAAGGUUGCUGCUAUAGGACUAUAUGUUAUUUUGGAGAAUUUUUUAUGUGUUAUUUAGCAAGUUUUCCAUACAUUGAUAGGAUAUAACAAGUAUGUUAUGUUCUGGUUUUCUUGAACCCUUCUCUUUCUUGCUAAUUGUUGAUGGCAAAAUAUUUCUGCUA
Hevea brasiliensis (rubber tree) is the source of this 1325-nucleotide messenger RNA. RefSeq names its product 60S acidic ribosomal protein P0. Gene Ontology annotation, molecular function: structural constituent of ribosome; large ribosomal subunit rRNA binding. The transcript has 5 exons. Gene Ontology annotation, biological process: ribosome biogenesis; ribosomal large subunit assembly; cytoplasmic translation. NCBI's taxonomy places the organism in Eukaryota, Viridiplantae, Streptophyta, Magnoliopsida, Malpighiales, Euphorbiaceae. The record is from RefSeq and is a predicted model, not a curated record. Bases 195 to 1157 code for a protein of 320 amino acids. Gene Ontology annotation, cellular component: cytosolic large ribosomal subunit.